AUGGAUCCCAAGGUCACUGAAGUUUCGCAAAUAUUAGCCCGAUUCAAGGCUGCUUUUUUGCGCAAAGAUUAUGAUACGUGUGUAACGCUCCUCCUCCAGCUGAAGGUUGCAUUGACAGCAUUCACGAGCCUUCCUCCAUUGUUUGAAAAUACUCCAAAUGCAGUUGACGAGUUGACACUAGCAAGGGAAGUAUAUGAACUUGCCGUUCUAUUAAGUGUGAAGAUUGAAGAUCAGGAGGCUUUCGAGAGAGAUUUCUUUCAGCUGAAGCCUUACUACACUGAUGCACGGAACCGCCUUCCACCAUCAGCCCAAGAAUAUCCCAUCCUAGGCCUCAACCUCUUGAGGCUGCUUGUACAAAACAGGAUUGCUGAGUUCCACACUGAGUUGGAGUUGCUGCCACCAGCUGCUUUGGAAAAUCCUUGCAUCAGACACGCUGUGGAAUUAGAGCAAUCCUUUAUGGAAGGAGCUUACAACCGCGUCCUGAGUGCUAGACAGACCGUACCUCAUGAAACUUACGUUUAUUUCAUGGAUCUUCUUGCCAAGACUGUCAGGGAUGAGAUAGCUGGGUGCAGUGAGAAGGCUUAUGACAGUAUGUCAAUCAGAGAUGCUCAACAAAUGCUGUUGUUUUCUUCAGAGAGGGAACUCUUAGAUUACAUCAAAGAGGAUCAUCCUGAAUGGGAGGUGAAGAAUGGGCUCGUGGUUUUCCAGACCUUCAAAAUGGGUAGUCAAAAAACUCCAUCAACACCUGCAAAUGCAGUUGUUUCCCACUCUGAUGAAUACUUCCUUCAGCACAGCUUAGUCUUUGCUGAAAGUCUCAAGGACUUGAAGAAUCUAAGGAUACAGUUAUAUUCAGCUGCAGACUACUUUGAAUCCUCUUACAAGAAACAUGAAUAUAAGCAACUGGUGGUGGAAACAAUUAAAGAUUUUGCCAAUAAAGCUCUAAUUAAUACUGUGGAUCACUUGGGGACCGUAGCAUAUAAAGUGGAGAGUUUCUUGGAUGAAAAGGUCAAUGAAAUUUCUGCUGCAAGGCUUCAGUUUUCUGGCCUAGAACAGAAAUUGAGAACCUGCCAAGGAUUCAUCAACCGCAAUGGCAUUUUACAGCAGUCCUUGGUCAUCAAAACACCCAAGUAUUACAAGCAUUACAAAAUUCCAGUUGAAGAAAGCAGAUUUAGAGGCAAUGUUGACUCAGUGCAGAAAGUAUGCCUUGUGUGUCCAGAGGAUGAUAAUAAGCACUUAACUAAGCCAGCUAUCCAAGAAGCAGUUUCAAUGCCCUAUCAUGAUCAUCCACCAUUGAUGAGAAGAGCACUUGUUAAGCACCCUCAUACAGAAUCUUCUGCUACGCCGUAUUCCUUUUCUUUUGUGAGGGUCACGCCAAAUCAAGAGGCUGGGAAACGAUCAGUUUCGCCAUUUCGCCGCCUUCUGAAGCGAUCUGGAUCCUUUGCAAACAGAUCAACAUCUCCAAAUCCUUCUGCUACCAAACAACGGAGUCCUUCUGAGCCUCGAGCAGCUACUGCAUUGGUCAAGUAUCCAGAGACAAGCAGAGGAAAAGAAGUUGAAGUAUACUCCAGAAAAACCAAACCGCUGCUUAAAGCAUUGCUUACUAUGCAUAGGUCAAGAAAGCAAAGUGUGCCUUAUAGAUUCAGAGAUGGCAAAUGA
Messenger RNA from Oldenlandia corymbosa var. corymbosa, 1656 nucleotides. NCBI's taxonomy places the organism in Eukaryota, Viridiplantae, Streptophyta, Magnoliopsida, Gentianales, Rubiaceae. The record is from the annotation of a GenBank genome assembly.